AUGGCUUCCAGCCCGCUUCCGGGGCCCAACGACAUCUUGCUGGCGUCCCCGUCCAGCGCCUUCCAGCCCGACGCACUGAGCCAGCCGCGGCCAGGCCACGCCAACCUCAAACCCAACCAGGUGGGCCAGGUGAUCCUCUACGGCAUUCCCAUCGUGUCGUUGGUGAUCGAUGGGCAGGAGCGCCUGUGCCUGGCGCAGAUCUCCAACACUCUCCUCAAAAACUUCAGCUACAACGAGAUCCACAACCGCCGCGUGGCGCUGGGCAUCACGUGCGUGCAGUGCACGCCGGUGCAGCUAGAGAUACUGCGGCGCGCAGGGGCCAUGCCCAUCUCAUCGCGUCGCUGCGGCAUGAUCACCAAGCGCGAAGCCGAGCGUCUAUGCAAGUCGUUUCUGGGUGAAAACAGGCCGCCCAAGCUGCCCGACAACUUCGCCUUCGACGUGUCGCACGAGUGCGCUUGGGGUUGCAGAGGCAGCUUCAUCCCCGCGCGCUACAAUAGCUCGCGCGCCAAGUGCAUCAAAUGCAGCUACUGUAACAUGUACUUCUCACCCAACAAGUUUAUUUUCCACUCCCACCGCACACCCGACGCUAAGUACACGCAGCCAGACGCAGCCAACUUCAAUUCGUGGCGCCGUCAUCUCAAGCUCACCGACAAGAGUCCCCAAGACGAGCUAGUCUUUGCCUGGGAGGAUGUGAAGGCCAUGUUCAAUGGCGGUAGCCGCAAGCGCGCGCUGCCUCAGCCCGGCGCUCACCCAGCCUGCCACCCACUCAGCUCCGUCAAGGCAGCCGCUGURGCAGCCGCGGCUGCAGUGGCCGGAGGCGGUGGUCUGCUGGGCCCGCACCUGCUGGGCGCUCCACCCCCACCGCCUCCGCCACCACCCCUGGCUGAACUGGCUGGCGCUCCUCACGCCCAUCACAAGAGGCCUCGCUUCGACGACGACGAAGAUUCCCUGCAAGAGGCAGCCGUCGUGGCCGCAGCCAGCCUUUCGGCCGCGGCCGCCAGUCUCUCGGUGGCCGCGGCCUCUGGCGGCGCCGGGGCGGGCGGGGGUGGCGCCGGGGGUGGCUGUGUGACCGGCGUUGGCGUUGGCGCCGGCGCSGGGACAGGCGGGGCAGCUGGCGCCAAAGGCCCGCGGAGCUACCCGGUCAUCCCGGUGCCUAGCAAGGGCUCAUUUGGGGGCGUGCUUCAGAAGUUCCCGGGAUGCGGGGGGCUUUUUCCUCAUCCUUACACCUUUCCGGCCGCAGCCGCGGCCUUUGGCUUGUGCCACAAGAAGGAGGACUCGGGCGCGGCGGCUGAGGCCUUGGGGGCAGCGGGUGCGGGGAGCGCAGGUGCAGCGCCCAAGGCCGGUUUGUCCGGUCUUUUCUGGCCCGCCGGUCGCAAGGACGCUUUCUACCCGCCCUUUUGCAUGUUCUGGCCACCGCGGACCCCCGGCGGGCUUCCAGUGCCCACCUAUCUACAACCCCCACCGCAACCUCCCUCUGCGCUCGGCUGCGCGCUUGGUGACAGCCCAGCCCUGCUGCGCCAGGCCUUCCUGGAUUUGGCUGAGCCCGGCGGCGCGGGUGCGAGCGCCGAGGCUGCGCCCCCACCGGGUCAGCCUCCUCCGGUGGUAGCCAAUGGCCCGGGCUCCGGUCCACCGCCUCCUGCUGGGGGCGCCAGCACUCGCGACACGCUCUUCGAGUCGCCCCCGGGCGGCAGCGGGGGGGACUGCAGCGCGGGUUCCACGCCGCCGGCAGACCCCAGCGCAACGUCUGYGGCUGGGGCAGUGUCCGCCGGCGCUGGUCCAGCGGGCGCCCGGGUGCCAGCGCCCCACCAUCCACACCUCCUGGAGGGGCGCAAGGCGGGCGGUGGCAGUUACCACCAUUCGAGCGCCUUCCGGCCGGUGGGAGGCAAAGACGACGCAGAGAGUCUGGCCAAGCUGCAUGGGGCGUCGGCGGGCGCGCCACACUCUGCCCAAGCGCACCACCACCAUCACCAUCACCACCCACACCAYCACCACCACCAUCAUCCCGCACAGCCGCCGUCGCCGCUGCUGCUGCUACCCCCGCAGCCCGACGAGCCAGGAUCUGAGCGCCAUCACCCCGCCCCGCCGCCGCCCCCACCCCCUCCACCCCCGAUGGCUCCGCAGUCGCACCACCGAGGCCUUCUGUCCCCCGGGGGAACCAGCUGCAGCUACCCCAGCGAGGACAGCUCCGAGGACGAAGACGACGARGAAGAAGAGCAGGAGGUGGAUGUGGAGGGCCACAAGCCCCUGGAGGGCGAGGAAGAAGAGGAGGAAAGUCGAGACCCCGAGGACGAUGAGGAAGAAGACGAGGAGAAUGGGGUUUCKUUAGGAGACCCCUUAGUCGGCGGUGGUCGGUUCCUCCAGGGCCGGGGGCUGUCCGACAAGGGAAACAGCCGCGACAGAGCAACGGCAGCCGCUGGCGCUUUCCCGCUCACCCUGAAUUCCUCCAGGUUGCUACAGGAAGAUGGCAAACUGGGUGACCCKGGCAGCUCGGACCUGCCCCCGCCCCCUCCUCCGCCUCUGGCCCCCCAGAAGGCGAGCGGUGGUAGCAGCAGCCCAGGCAGCCCGGUCCACCAUCCAUCACUGGAGGAGCAGCCCUCCUACAAAGAUAAUCAGAAAACUAAGGAAAAUAACCAAGCUAUUAUAUCUACAAAGGAUGACAACAACUUUUCAGAUAAGAAUAAGGAGCAUAGCUUUUUCAUCACAGAUUCCGAUGCUUCUGGAGGAGAUUUUUGGAGAGAAAGAUCAGGUGAACAUACACAAGAAACCAGUUCACCUCAUUCACUCAAAAAGGAUGUAGAAAAUAUGGGGAAAGAAGAACUUCAGAAGGUUUUAUUUGAACAAAUAGAUUUACGGAGACGACUGGAACAAGAAUUCCAAGUGUUAAAAGGAAAUACAUCUUUCCCAGUAUUCAAUAAUUUUCAGGAUCAGAUGAAGAGGGAACUAGCUUACCGUGAGGAAAUGGUGCAACAGUUACAAAUUAUCCCCUAUGCAGCAAGCUUGAUCAGGAAAGAAAAGCUUGGUGCCCAUCUCAGCAAAAGCUAA
This is a messenger RNA of Urocitellus parryii (Arctic ground squirrel), 3042 nucleotides long. RefSeq names its product SKI family transcriptional corepressor 2 (gene Skor2). Gene Ontology annotation, biological process: negative regulation of transcription by RNA polymerase II; negative regulation of BMP signaling pathway. Gene Ontology annotation, molecular function: RNA polymerase II cis-regulatory region sequence-specific DNA binding; SMAD binding; DNA-binding transcription factor activity, RNA polymerase II-specific. The record is from RefSeq and is a predicted model, not a curated record. Gene Ontology annotation, cellular component: transcription regulator complex; cytoplasm; nucleus. NCBI's taxonomy places the organism in Eukaryota, Metazoa, Chordata, Mammalia, Rodentia, Sciuridae.